AUGUCACGUGAUAUCGUCUUGAGCUACAAGUCGCAUGAUCUCAUGGCGUUGCCUCACGUUGAGGAGCGACAGUUGGAAAUGUUUUUACCGAAAGUUAACGAGCUCAACAGGUUGGAAUUGGAUCUUCUAGAUGCACACUUGUUUGCAUUUCCUGAAGAAAUAUGUGAGACGAGCGGACUGGAGGUAUUGAAACUUUGUACAGACGACAUACACUCUAUACCCGAAGGCAUUGCCAAACUGAGGAAACUAGAAGAAAUUCAUUUGCAUACAAGUGAUUAUCACAAUUCCAGAACUUCCUACUUCUCACGGCGGCUUCCAGCCAUUGGUGUCCAGGAGGUCCCAACUGUUGUUUCUCUUCUUCCAUGUCUCAAGGUUUUGUCUGUGUGUGGUAACCGUCGCAAUCCAUUGCUGUUUGAUGAGCUAAUGUCAUGUCAACUGCCCAGUACUCUUGUGGAAGUGGAAAUGGUGGCAUGUGGUCUUACCAAGUUGAAAGAGUUAAUUUUGAGUGGGUGUAACAUACAGCAGCUGCCAGCUGAAUUGAAGGAUCUCCUUGAUCUAGAAGAGCUGGAUUUGUCAGAAAUCAAACUAGAAGUAUUUCCAACAGUUUCAUGUUUGCAGUGGAAACAUUUACAAACAUUGAAUUUAUCUGGUAACAAGAGAUUGUUGUGUCUUCCCAACAAUAUAUGGAAUGGACUGAACUUGUGGAGAUUGGAUCUAAGCAAUUGUGGUAUAGAAAGUGUACCAAAUACAGAAGUCACAAUUGAGGAAGUCGACAUAUCAGGAACUUCAGUCACUCAUCUUCCUAAGGAAUUUGUCUUUAGCUCCAAACUUGAGGAAUUGAGCGUUGAUGGAUGCCCAUUAGUGUUUCCACCCAUUGAAGUGUGCAACCAAGGCAUUCGUGUUAUAAGAGAAUAUUUCCGUGAGCUGGAUAAGGUGGGUGGAGUGCGACGUGGCAGAAUAAAGAUUCUAGUGAUGGGAACUACAAUGGCAGGAAAAACAAGCUUCGUUGAAGCACUGGAGAGUGGUAAACCAUUUCUGGCAGAAGCCGAUAAGAGAACUAUAGGGGUAGUAGAAAAAGUGAUGAAGCUGGAUGAUAAAAUAGAAUGCAAACUCCUUGACAGUGGUGGCCAUAGAGCGUACAUGCUAACUAACCAGCUGUUCAUCAGUGACAAUUCAUUGGUAUUGAUUGUUGUUGACAGCAAUCAGUAUAAGUUUACUCAACAAUGUUUUCGACAAAAUAUUGCAGAUUUCCUGCAAGUUGUGUAUGACAGAAACAGCAGAGCUCACAUUGCUAUUGUUGUGAGUAAAGUUGAUCUGAUGGUCGACACGUCAAGAGAAGAAAUGAGUAGAAAGUGGAGUGAACAUCUGCACACUCGUCUACGUCAAUUCUUGAAGAUCAGACAAGCUGAGAUUGAUCGAAUGAAACGAAUCAUUGCAACUGGUGGUUCUCCAAAGAACAAAUACGUAUCAGAACGUCUUCACUUUUUCGACUUUCAGCGAAUAACUGUUGAAGAAAAUGUGCUAUUGACGAGUGCAGCUACACACGAGGGUGUAGUCAGUGUGAAGGUUCAUUUAAGAGAACUGUGUGGUAAUGAAAGGCUGAUGCCUUCACUGCACACAGAGCUGCCGUCAUCAUGGGUAACUGUAGAAGACAAGUUGAUUACACCACAAGCUGACACGUCUGUCCCCAUUCUAGAUGUCUCUUAUGCAAUGCGACUGUGUGUAGAGCACGGACUGACAGAAGAAAGCUGUCGUGAGUUGCUAAACUACCUGAACCAGGUAGGAAGCAUUCUGUAUUACUCUCAUCACCCGACUUUAGCAGAAGUUCUCUUUCCUGUACCACCAUUUGUGAUAUAG
Molecule: messenger RNA, 1857 nt
Organism: Corticium candelabrum
Lineage: Eukaryota; Metazoa; Porifera; Homoscleromorpha; Homosclerophorida; Plakinidae
Product: malignant fibrous histiocytoma-amplified sequence 1 homolog
Exons: 4
Coding region: 1-1857 (618 amino acids)
Biological process (GO): signal transduction
Molecular function (GO): protein binding
Source: RefSeq, a predicted model, not a curated record